GAGCUGGGGACACAAAUAUUAAUAAGACUAUUGCUGUUGCCAGGCAUGUGGCACACACCUCUGAUCCCAGUACCUGAGACGCUGAGUCAGGGGGAUCACCAUUAGUUCAAGGCCAGCCUGGAUAUGUAGUGAGUUGCAGGUCAGUCAAGACUACAGAGUGAGACUCUCAGCCUCUCCCACCCACCCACUUUAAAAAGCCUGUUGUAAACAAGUCAGUGUGAUAAAUACAAUAAAAGGGAAAAUCUUGGAAUCAGGGAUGUAGCUGAGUUACUAGAGUACUUGUCCAGCACGCACAAAGCCCUAGGGUCUAUCUCCAGGACCACAUCAAUUAGGCCUGGUGGCAUGUGCCCAGGAUUCAGAAGUAGAUUGGUGGAGGCAGGAGGAUCAGAAAGAAGUUUAAGGUCAUCCUUGACUAUAUAGUCUGAGGCCAGCCUGGAAUACAUGAGAAAGUGUAUCCUGUCUUCAAAAAGAGAAAAUUCUGAGAACAUGAUUAUGGGAAGCUUUUCCAAGGAGGUGAUGUCAGACUCAUGGAUGGACAAGAAUUAACUGCUGAACAAGGAAAGUAGGUAAAACAGAGAGCAGCAUGAGCAAAAAAUCUUGAUGCUAGCCGGGCGGUGGUGGCACAUGCCUCUAAUCCCAGUACUCGGGAGGAAGAAGCAGGGAGAGCUCUGUGAGUUCCAGGCCAGCCUGGUCUACAGAGCAAGUACCAAGACAGCCAGGACUGCACAGGGAAACCGUGUCUGGAAAAACAAAACAAGCACACAAAAAACCAUUGAUGCUGGAAGGAGCAGCGUAUGGUUGGAGGAAGGCUGGCAACAGGAGCCUGAGGCAGGAGGGUGGGCUCUAGAUUGGGUUGGGAGGCUUUAUCCUGAGAGGAAGGAGUGAUCAGAUUCGUGUUUUCAAAAGAUCCUCUAGAUGCUUUGCAGGGAACAGACUUAAAUCAGAGGCACACAGAGAGCUUCACAAUCAUCCAAGUGAGCGGGAUACAGUGUGGCAGGGGGAGGCAGUGGAAGUGGGGACAUACCAAAUGAAGAUGUUACAGUGUGGCAGGGGGAGGCAGGGGAGGUGGGGACAUGCCAAGUGAGGGUGAUACAGUGCAGCAGGGGGAGGCAGGGGGUGGGGACAUGCCAAGUGAGGGUGAUACAGUGCAGCAGGGGGAGGCAGGGGAGGUGGGGACAUGCCAAGUUUUGAGGUCCAUAGGACAUAGGUGGGACAGGCCUGGGUGAUGGCGUAGAUGGAUGGAUAGGUGAGGGAGAUGGGCAUGAUAACGCCUUAAGUCUCUGCUUGAGCAAAUAGUGAUUUCUGUUCUCAACGCACGUACGCACCAUGACACACCCAAACAUGUAUAUAGAUUCUUUCUGUUGUUUUUAUUCUUAUUUUUUUGUUUUGUUUUGGAAGCAGGGUGUCCUAUAUAUCCCAGGCUGGCUUUGAACUCACUAUGUAUUCCAAAAUGACAUCAGAUCCUCUUGCUUCCACCUCCACAGAGCUGGGAUUACAAGUAUGCACCCCCCCACACAGUCUAUAUGGUAUUGGGGACUAAAUCCAGGGUUUGCACAAGGUGGGCAAGCACUCCACCAACAGAGCUCCAUCUCCAGUCCAUGGAUCCUUAAAAACAUGAACACAUCCCCAUACAAGCUGAAAAUCCAGGACAAAAGCAUACACUUGCAGGCCAAUAGACACACAUAGGUCACAACACUUGCAUACAAACACACAUACUUCAGGCAGAUGAAGAACCAUGAAAGUUUCUUGCCAAGUGAAGGUGACACAGUGCAGCAGAGGGAGGCAGGGUUCAUCCCCUGGAACCAAAGUCCAGGCCUGACACAGCUGACAAGCGGCUUCUCAGGGCAGAGAGCCGGAGGAGCUGGGAACAUGCUUCAAUGGCAGAACGUUUGUCUAGCAUGGACAAGUUUGAUUCCCAGAACCAAAGGAGGAAAACAUCUCCCAGGGCAAAGGGCUGGGACCUAGUUGUCUAGGUACCUCUCCCCCACUGCCAUGCCCCCCUCAGCCCUACCCUUUGCCCCAUUCCUGCCAUGCUCACUCAUGGCACCAUUGGGUAUGCCCUUACCCCAGUGCCCUCUGCCUAGGAUUCUAGCAAUCCCAAUAUUACUCCUGGCCCUAGCCAGCCCAGUCUUCAGGGAGCUACCAUGAGUGGGGCAAAGAGCAGGGCCCCGAAGUCACAAUGGCUUAGGGAUCCAGCCCUUUCCCUGCUGCUUCAUCCAAGUCACUUGUUCUUCCAAAAGCGUUCUUCAAUAAGUAUCCCAACCCCGAGUUCCUCACAUGUUGGGGUCGGGGGAGAGUCGCAGGGUGAGCUGUGGCAGAAAGGCAAAUGGCAGAUACAAGGUACCCAGUGUGGGAAGCAGAUGAAGCUAGGUUUAGAAAGUGGGAAAUUGCCCUGGCUAAGAGCUGAACACAACAGACAAGGCCCUGAACUCCAGAUGCCUAGGGUCUCAUGGGGAGACAAAGCCAUACACUGUUUAGAAUAGUGACAAGGAGUGCAGUAAGAAUGAUCUAAACACACUAUCUCAGCAAGGCUGAGCUGAGGGAGCCCACAGAAUGAACCAUGCAUGCACAUGCAAUACCUCCCUGAGCUGGGCAUGUAGCUCAGUAGUAGCACAUGCUUAGCACAUGGGAGUAUCUGGGUUCCACCCUGCUGAGCAAACUGGCCCAGCACAGUUUCCAGAUGAGGAAGUCACACCAGCACUUAACCAGCAAGUGACCUGGGCCAGUAUCCCACCAUAACUGUUGCUUACCUUAACUGGCCCCCGAGGCUCUGGUCCGUUUGUCUAUCUGUUUGCUGGUCCUGGGAAGGUACAGCUCUCUCCCAAGUGGCCAGCCAUUACCUUUGGUCCUCACUCUACCCUUCAUGCCCUCUUCCCUUCACAGACUUGCUGGAGUGUGCUAGGCCUCGGGGCCGCCCUCUCUUUCAUCAAGAUGACAAGUCCAGGGACAGAGACUGAGGACUCACCCACAGCCAGACAUGUUGCUGAAGCCUCAGGGCCUCUCGUUUGCAACAGGCUCUUUCAAAAGCCCGACAUCUGAUUUUUUUUAUUUGUAAUUUCAUGUUCUUCCUAAGUAGCCAUAUUCCACUUUAUGAGCUCUGCGCCUCCCUAAAAAUCUGUUUCUGUCCUAGUGGAGACAGACAUAAAAACAAGUAAAGGGAUGACUGCACACUGUGUACCUGCUAGAGCAGAAAUAAGCCCUGGGGGGUAAGUGAGGGUGGACCUGAGAGAUGGGGAGAAACAAGGUAGGGACCACUUCCAGUUGAGGCCUGAGGGUGAGAAAGAGCUGGCUGGGUAAGGAGCAUGUGGAAGACCUUGGGGAAAAAAAGAGCCUUGGUUUCCCCAUAAUGUAACAUGGAGUUGACUGUCACAGCAGGGUGGGCUGUGGUAGUUAGGAGGUAAACCAAGGAUGUCCAUGUAGGAAUACCACACAGUAGGGCCUGUGACUCAGGCCCCUGGCUGAGUUUGGUAUUGCCCUUAAUCGGCCUUUGUCCUCCCAGGAGGGAGAAGCAGGGCUAGCCACCUCUUUUUCCCUAACAGCUGGGGACAUCUGUGCCAGGGCCAGUCUAGGGGGUGGGAACUGACAUCACUGAGCCUUUGGCUCCCUGAAUGCACUUGGGGGAGAGGGAGGGCAUUUUGGCUAAGUGAGAAGGGACAGUGUGUUCAGGAUUAAGUCCUAGGGGAGAAGACUGGGACUGGAUGAGGGAGUCUGAGGGAGGAGAGGCUGGGGGCUAAGCCCUCUCAACAAGGAGGAACUGGGGCACGGCUCCGGGGUCUAAGCAAGGAGGGCCUGCAGGGCUGGGACUUCAGGCUUCUAAGGAAGAGGAACCUGGCACGAGGACUCUCUGUUGAGCUAGAGAAGCAAGCAGGCAGGAGGGCCUCGGCAUUCUCACACAGCAUGGAUCUCCGCACAAUGACACAGUCACUGGUGACACUUGCAGAAGACAACAUGGCCUUCUUCUCAAGCCAGGGCCCCGGAGAGACAGCUCGGCGGCUGUCCAAUGUCUUUGCCGGUGUUCGAGAACAGGCACUGGGGCUGGAGCCAACCCUAGGCCACUUGCUGGGUGUGGCACACCAUUUUGACCUGGACACAGAGACACCAGCCAAUGGAUACCGUAGCUUGGUGCACACAGCCCGUUGCUGCCUAGCACACCUACUACACAAAUCCCGCUAUGUGGCCUCCAAUCGCCGAAGUAUCUUUUUCCGUGCCAGUCACAACCUAGCAGAACUGGAGGCCUAUCUGGCUGCUCUCACCCAGCUCCGUGCCCUGGCCUACUACGCUCAGCGCCUGCUGGCUAUCAACCGACCAGGGGUGCUCUUCUUUGAGGGUGAUGAAGGACUUACCGCUGACUUCCUGCAAGAGUAUGUCACUCUACAUAAAGGCUGCUUCUAUGGCCGCUGCCUGGGCUUCCAGUUCACACCUGCCAUCCGGCCGUUCCUGCAAACUCUCUCCAUCGGGCUGGUGUCCUUCGGGGAACACUACAAACGGAACGAGACAGGCCUCAGUGUGACUGCCAGCUCCCUCUUCACUGGUGGCCGGUUCGCCAUAGACCCAGAGUUGCGUGGGGCUGAGUUUGAACGGAUCAUACAGAACCUGGAUGUGCACUUCUGGAAAGCCUUCUGGAACAUCACUGAGAUUGAGGUGUUGUCGUCCCUGGCUAACAUGGCAUCAACCACUGUGAGGGUAAGCCGCCUGCUCAGCCUGCCACCUGAGGCCUUUGAGAUGCCGCUAACCUCUGACCCCAAGCUCACAGUUACCAUCUCACCUCCCUUGGCACACACGGGCCCAGGGCCUGUGCUUGCCAGGCUCAUCUCCUAUGACCUGCGGGAAGGACAGGACAGCAAGAUGCUCAACAGCCUGGUGAAAUCUGAGGGCCCACGCCUGGAGCUGCGCCCACGGCCCCAGCAAGCACCCCGCUCACGGGCCCUAGUAGUCCACAUCCAUGGUGGUGGCUUUGUGGCACAGACCUCCAAAUCCCAUGAGCCCUACCUCAAGAACUGGGCCCAGGAGCUAGGUGUCCCCAUCAUCUCCAUCGACUACUCCCUGGCCCCUGAGGCCCCCUUCCCCAGAGCGCUGGAAGAGUGUUUUUAUGCCUACUGCUGGGCUGUCAAGCACUGUGACCUGCUCGGUUCAACAGGAGAGCGGAUAUGCCUUGCAGGAGACAGUGCAGGCGGGAACCUCUGCAUCACUGUGUCCCUUCGGGCAGCAGCCUACGGAGUGAGGGUGCCAGAUGGCAUCAUGGCAGCCUACCCAGUCACCACCCUACAGCCCUCUGCCUCUCCCUCUCGUCUUCUGAGCCUCAUGGACCCACUUCUACCACUGAGCGUGCUCUCUAAGUGUGUCAGCGCCUAUUCAGGUACAGAGAUAGAGGACCACUCUGACUCAGACCAGAAGGCACUGGGCAUGAUGGGGCUGGUGCAGAGGGACACAUCCCUAUUCCUCAGAGACCUGCGCCUGGGUGCCUCCUCAUGGCUCAACUCCUUCCUGGAGCUAAGCGGACGGAAGCCCCAAAAGGCCUCAUCGCCCACAGCAGAGGUCGUUCGCCCCACGGAGUCAAUGCGCAGGAGUGUGUCUGAAGCAGCCCUGGCCCAGCCCGAGGGCUUGCUGGGUACAGAUACCCUAAAGACCCUGACAAUAAAGGACUUGAGCUUUAAAGGCAACUCAGAGACAUCAGACACCCCCGAGAUGUCGAUGUCAAUGGAGACACUUGGCCCCUCCACACCCUCCGAUGUCAACUUUUUUCUGAGGCCUGAGAAUUUCCACGAAGAGGGUGAAGCCAAAGAUGAUGUGGGCACCAUGGACAGAGCCCCCCGAGUGCGCGCUGCGUUCCCUGAGGGUUUCCACCCCAGGCGCUCAAGCCAGGGUAUCCUCCACAUGCCCCUCUACUCGUCACCCAUCGUCAAGAACCCCUUCAUGUCUCCUCUGCUGGCCCCUGACAGCAUGCUGAAGACCCUGCCGCCUGUGCACAUUGUGGCGUGCGCUCUGGACCCCAUGCUGGACGACUCAGUCAUGUUCGCGCGGCGGCUGCGCGACCUGGGCCAGCCCGUGACGCUGAAUGUGGUAGAGGACCUGCCGCAUGGCUUCUUGAGCCUGGCGGCGCUGUGCCGCGAGACCCGGCAGGCCACGGAGUUGUGCGUGCAGCGCAUCCGGCUCGUCCUCACCCCGCCUGCCGCACCGCUGAGCUGAGCCGGAGCUGGGGACGGCGGGGGGCGGCACUAAAAGACCUCUUGCUCCCAUCUGCGCGGGCCUCCGUGAUGAGUGCGCUCCGGGACGGGUCGGGCUCUAGGCCCAGCGGGGCCCCUUGGUCAGGCUGGGCGGGAGGGGGCGGGCUGUGCCUUAAUUGGGAAC
Molecule: messenger RNA, 6348 nt
Organism: Peromyscus californicus insignis
Lineage: Eukaryota; Metazoa; Chordata; Mammalia; Rodentia; Cricetidae
Gene: Lipe
Product: lipase E, hormone sensitive type
Exons: 10
Coding region: 3898-6186 (762 amino acids)
Biological process (GO): cholesterol metabolic process; triglyceride catabolic process
Cellular component (GO): cytosol
Molecular function (GO): sterol ester esterase activity; triacylglycerol lipase activity
Source: RefSeq, a predicted model, not a curated record